AUGUUCUAUGAAGUGACAAGUCUGAACUUCAGCGCCAAUCUAAGCGAGGGAGACCUAGUCUCUUCACCGAACGAAGAUGAUGAGCCCGAAAACAGGUUAUCAAAAACGGGUCAUACAGUGGUGUCGGUGUUUUUAGGAUGUAUUCUGGUUUUCGGUUUCUUUAACAAUCUAAUCGUUUUAAUCCUGUUCUGCAAGUUUAAGACUCUGAGAACUCCGGUGAACAUGCUUCUGUUAAACAUUAGUGUGAGCGACAUGCUGGUUUGCCUCUUUGGCACCACUUUGAGCUUCGCCUCCAGUAUCUACGGCCGCUGGCUAGGAGGGAAACUCGGCUGCAUAUGGUAUGGAUUCAUCAACUCCUGCUUUGGCAUUGUGUCCUUGAUUUCCCUGGCAGUCUUGUCCUAUGAACGUUACAGCACCUUAACUGUGUGCAACAAGCGUGCCCCUGACUUCCAGAGGCCUCUGAUAGCUGUGGGAGGUUCAUGGCUAUACUCCCUGGUCUGGACGGUGCCUCCUCUCCUGGGCUGGAGCAGCUAUGGACCUGAAGGGGCUGGCACAAGCUGCUCAGUGAGCUGGACCUCCAAGUCAUAUGAAUCAGUAUCCUACAUCAUCUGUCUCUUCAUUUUCUGCUUAGCUGUUCCCGUCUUGGUUAUGGGCUAUUGCUAUGGGCGGCUACUGUAUACAGUUAAACAAGUUGGGAAGGUCCGUAGGACGGCAGCCCGGAGGAGAGAAUACCACAUCCUCUUCAUGGUGAUCACAGCAGUGGUCUGCUACUUGCUGUGCUGGACACCCUAUGGAGUGGUGGCAAUGAUGGCAACAUUUGGUAAACCAGGAAUUGUAACCUCAACAGCAAGUGUUGUGCCCUCUAUCCUGGCAAAGAGCAGCACUGCCUUAAAUCCUGUAAUUUAUAUUCUCAUGAACAAGCAGUUCUACAGGUGUUUUCUAAUACUUUUCCACUGCAGAAAUGCAUCUGCUGCCAAAGGACCAUCUUCAGUUCAGUCAAAGACCGCAAAUAUCCAACGCAGUCGGAAGAUGCACAGCAACACAGUAGCCUUUACUGUCCAUCUCCCAACAGCAGUUGAAGACCAAGGAUGACUACAGAUAACUUAAAUAUCCAAAUACACCACACAUUGUGAAAACAAGUGCCUUUCAUAAUGAUGGGGAUGAUUGGUUUCAUCAUUAAAAUAAGUGUUUUUUUUGUGAUUAACUCAGACGCUGAACGGGUUAGUUAUAUUAUAAACUCUGGUGUUUACUGUUCAAAAAAGUGUUACCGUUUUUGGGGUUUUUUUUUU
Molecule: messenger RNA, 1289 nt
Organism: Acipenser ruthenus (sterlet)
Lineage: Eukaryota; Metazoa; Chordata; Actinopteri; Acipenseriformes; Acipenseridae
Product: opsin-3-like
Exons: 4
Coding region: 1-1092 (363 amino acids)
Biological process (GO): visual perception; G protein-coupled receptor signaling pathway
Cellular component (GO): photoreceptor outer segment; membrane
Molecular function (GO): G protein-coupled receptor activity
Source: RefSeq, a predicted model, not a curated record